Molecule: messenger RNA, 1047 nt
Organism: Gloeophyllum trabeum ATCC 11539
Lineage: Eukaryota; Fungi; Basidiomycota; Agaricomycetes; Gloeophyllales; Gloeophyllaceae
Exons: 6
Coding region: 1-1047 (348 amino acids)
Source: RefSeq, a predicted model, not a curated record
AUGGCUACGAUCCGGAAUCCUUUCGUCGUUGCUCGCUGUGUAUUUUUUGCCAUGAUUAUCUACCUCAACGUGAUAGCGCUCAUUCUCGCCGCUCUGGACACUGGGAUUCUCGUCCACCACGACCUUCAUGUGCCAGGUGCACCUGUAUUUAUUAUAAUCAAUAGCUGCGCUCUGUCUUUCUUCUCGUUUUUCGCCUUUGCAGAACUCUUUGCGGCGAAUGCGCGUACUGCCCAAAUCAAGUUCGAAUGCGCGUGGACUGUCAUCCUGAGUAUUAUGCAGCUCGCUGCUAGUAUUGAUGCCACCGUGAACGGCCCGCCAGUCUUCUGUCGGAUGGAUACAUCCAAGUGGGCUGUCUGUGCUUCAUCCUCCAUUCUCGUCCCGACUACGUGGCUGGCGUGCGGUGCUUUGCUCUCCUACUGUCUUCUCCUUAUUGGUGUUACGGUCGCCCACUACAGGGAACAUUCCGCCAUUUGGUCUGCCAGUGUCUACCAAGUACCAUGGUUCCAAUCCAAGCCCACAAACAUGGCCAGGCUCAUCCUGCCUUCAACUGUCAAGGAUCUGCCACCUUUGCCCAUUCGGACCAACUCAGACGCUUCGUCCUUCUCGUCGAGGUCCCGGUACUCGCAGUCAACCGGUCUUCGUGCCGCGCGAUCAUUCGCGACCGACUCGGAGAAGCAAGAAUCUUUUGGACCGGUGUCAUUCUAUAACAUGGGCAAGAACGAGACGUUCGACCGGCCUGCAUGGGCAAAGCGCAACGAGACUCGGCGUGGUCUGGACGCGCCCUUCGUGGUCUUCCGCAAGGAGCGUGAAGAGGAGGAGACGUCGUCCACUGCUGCUACUGAAGACAGGCCGGUUGUAGCCACUGCCGGCUCACGAUUCCUGGAGCUCCUCCAGGAACCAAAGGCGUCCAGUCGGGUGGAUAAGAAGACGGGAGACACGAAGCCUCUUGCGUUUCCCCAGACAGUGUACAAUCCUGACGAGCCGAUCCCUCUGCCACAUCGUUCGCAGUGGGUUCGGGCGGACCAAGCUGGCAAAGGCGGGAAGUAG